AUGCUGAAAUGCUUGGAAAAACUUAUAAGGAACAGGAUCUAUGAGCACUUGACUGAGCAAAAUCUAAUUAGAGCGGAAGAGCAUAUCUUUCUUAAAAGGAAGUUCUGUCUUACCAAUUUAUUGUGCUUUUUGGACGAGAUUACCCGAUGUCUUGAUAGUGGGAUGUCGGUAGAGGUGCGCUAUUUGGACUUCAGUAAAGCCUUUGACUCAGUGAAUCAUCGAAUUUUAAUUGAGAAACUGACAUGGUUUGGAUUGCAUCCUCGACUAUUACUGUGGCCCUCUGAAUUCUUACGUGGAAGGACAUUCAGAGUCAGGGUUGGGGAAGCGAGUUCUAGUGUUGGCCAUGCCUACAGCGGUGUCCCCCAAGGUUCGGUACUGGGUCAAUUUUUGUUUCUUAUGUUUAUAAAUGACCUGGCUCCUCUUCUUGAGGAUCCCUGCUAUAUCUUCGCAGAUGACUUGAAGCUAGUCAGUAUGGAAAACCGAGUGACAUUGGCUAAGGACAUCAUCACUGUGGUGAAUUGGUCGAGCCAAUGGGAUCUACCUCUAAAUGCCAACAAAUGUCAACUAUUGACCAGUAGUGGCAGCGGAAUUGCAGUUCAGUCUCCUGCAGGAUCUCUAUCAUUGCGGUGUACUGAUGAAGCCCGCGAUCUAGGUAUCAUCGUAGCGAACAAUUUUAAGCCUUCGGCACAGUGUCUUCAUGCUGCCAAUAAAGCGCGACAAGAGUUUUUC
Dicrocoelium dendriticum is the source of this 729-nucleotide messenger RNA. NCBI's taxonomy places the organism in Eukaryota, Metazoa, Platyhelminthes, Trematoda, Plagiorchiida, Dicrocoeliidae. The record is from the annotation of a GenBank genome assembly.